This is a messenger RNA of Aspergillus nidulans FGSC A4, 165 nucleotides long. RefSeq lists its product as uncharacterized. The record is from RefSeq and is a predicted model, not a curated record. Lineage: Eukaryota; Fungi; Ascomycota; Eurotiomycetes; Eurotiales; Aspergillaceae. The transcript is spliced from 2 exons. The coding region runs from base 1 to 165 and encodes 54 amino acids.
AUGGCCCUCUGUGGGUCAUGGAAGCGGACAAGCAAUAUCGUUAGUCGCGUCAACCCACGUGGCAUUAAGGUGGCUGGCCAAACUUUAUGCUCCAUGGUUUGUCCCCGCCUCAAGAUAUGGCAUUUUGGGUCCUUGGACUACUUUACAACAGCGGUGGAGGUCUGA